AUGGCCAACUCAAGUGUUCUGGGUCAUCCUCUAUUUCGUAAUUUAAAGAAAUUGAAAAGAAUUGAAGAGAAAGAUCGGAUUAGUGAAUUGUCAGAUGAACUCCUGUCAAAUAUUGUGGCAAGAUUAACAUUGAAGGAAGCAAUAGCAACUAGCAUCCUUUCAAAGAGAUGGACUAAUGUUUGGGUAUCAUACCCUUUUCUUGACUUUGGUUUUCUUCAGAUAAAUUAUUACCCUGAAGUACUUGUACAUAGAGUCAACAACGUUUUAGAGAAAUUUGAUGGUGGAAAGUUAGAUAAAUUCAGGAUUGUGCACCCAAUGUCUGAGAGAUUUAAGUCUCAUAUCGAUGAAUGGAUUGCCUUUGCAACUCGAAAUCGUGUUUCUGAGCUUGAACUCAACUUUGGGAGUUGGCGUAGACAUGAAGGUUUUAACAAUUAUUAUGUUCCUCUCCAUGUGUUUGCUCGAGAGGAUAUGAUGAUAUCAAAUCGUUCCUCUCCCAAUGUUAGAAGCUUUGUGUCUUUAACAGAUCUCCGUCUUACGGCUGUAAACCUUUCAGACCCAAGUAUUUGA
Chenopodium quinoa (quinoa) is the source of this 567-nucleotide messenger RNA. Its product is annotated as F-box/LRR-repeat protein 25-like. The coding region runs from base 1 to 567 and encodes 188 amino acids. Gene Ontology annotation, molecular function: protein binding. The transcript is spliced from 2 exons. The record is from RefSeq and is a predicted model, not a curated record. Lineage: Eukaryota; Viridiplantae; Streptophyta; Magnoliopsida; Caryophyllales; Amaranthaceae.